CAGAUAACACGCACUGCAGUACAUCCAUCCACGGCUGAUUGGGGUCCUUUUCUCCAAUAUUUUAUCCUACUUCUUCUCCUUCUCCUCCUCCUCUGAUCCCAAUCCAUAGCAUUCUCAUAUUAGUUGAACAGCCCUUGAUGAUGACCAUUCAGGCCGCAAAGUUUACUCCAGAGGUCCUCCUCUCGGCGCCGCGGCGCUCGCCCGGCGUGCCCAAUGCGACGGGCGAGCUUGUCUUAUACACGGUCUCGACGUACUCUUUCGAUACCCACUCCAAAACUUCGCAGAUCCGAGUGCUCAACAUUAAAGAGGGGACAUCACACCUAGUUUCCGAAGACUCCGCAGCCAGCGAUCCUAUCUGGAUCGGCGAAAAGGAAAUCGCCUAUGUCAAGGGCCUCGAUAAUGGUGCUUCGGCACUGGUGGCGCAGCAUGUCAUCGACACAAAUGAGACAAACACCAUCCACCGCUUCGUUGGAAGUAUUUCCAGCGUCAAGGCCAAGCCUCUAUCAGCAGACAAAGUGGCUUUCUGCUGUGCAGCUCUGACGACUCCCGACGGGCAGCUUUACAAUCCAUCUGCGGAGCCAAAGUCUCAUACCUCGGCCAAGAUCUACAAAUCCCUUUUUGUGCGACAUUGGGAUUCCUGGAACACUGAAAAUAAAAACUCUCUUUGGUAUGGUCAAUUGGAGAAGGUAGACGGCAAAUGGACGCUCGGAAACUCUGCUCUCACUAACCUGCUUGCGGGCACUCGAUUGAACUCUCCCGUACCCCCAUUUGGAGGUACAGGUGACUUUGAUAUCUCCUCGAGUGGCAUUGUAUUUGUUGCCAAGGAUCCGGAUCUGAACCACGCGAGAUACACCAAGACUGACCUUUACUUUGUUCCUCUGAGUUCAUUCUUGGAUAAGCCAACUGUCCCCCAAAUUGUCAAGACCGGAAGGCUGCUUGGAUAUUCCAGCUCGCCCGUCUUUUCUAAUGAUGGCAAACAAGUGGCUUUCCUUCGCAUGAAAUCCCAGCAGUACGAGGCCGACAAGACGAGACUUCUGUUGAUACCAGACGUGGCCGAUCUGAGCAAUGUCCAAGAGUUUUACGAGACGGACGACGACAAGGGUGGUUGGGAUUUCAAGCCUGAUUGGAUCGUUUGGAGCCAUGACAAUAAGGAAUUGUACGUUGCGGCCGAGAAGCACGCUCGUGUUGUCCUGUGGAAAUUGCCAUCCUCACCCUUGGAAGCCACGUCUCUUCCUACCCCUAUUCACGAGGACGGAUCAGUCGCCGAGGCAAAGGUUCUCGGAAAUAGUUCAUCGCUGCUAAUAACGACAAGGUCACGAGUCGAAAGUUCCAACUAUUCGAUACUCGACCCUGGUACAAAAUCGGUCACCGUUGUCUCCUCUACAUCCAAACAGGGUCGGACUUUCUCUUUGACCAGAUCACAAUGUCAGGAGAUUUGGUACAAGGGCUCCAAGGGUUAUCCUGUCCAUGCCUUAGUGACUCUCCCCUCGACUUUUGACUCGUCUAAAAAGUAUCCCUUGGCUUUCUUGGUACAUGGCGGGCCACAGGGGGCGUGGGGAGAUGACUGGAGUACUCGGUGGAAUCCUGCCAUUUUUGCUGAGCAAGGUUACGUGGUUGUGAGCCCUAAUCCGACUGGAAGCACAGGUUAUGGCCAAGAUCAUACCGAUGCCAUCCAAAAUAAUUGGGGAGGAGAUCCCUACAUUGAUCUGGUCAAAUGUUUCGAGUACCUUGAGAAGGAAGUGAGCUACAUUGAUACGGAUAGGGCAGUUGCUCUCGGCGCAUCGUACGGAGGCUACAUGAUGAACUGGAUCCAGGGCCAUGAUCUGGGGCGAAAGUUCAAAGCUCUGGUAUGCCAUGACGGUGUCUUUUCGACCCUCAGUCAGUGGUCUACAGAAGAGCUGUUCUUCCCCGAGCAUGACUUUGGCGGUACCCUCUGGGAUAACCGAGAAGGCUAUGAGAAGUGGGACCCGGCCAAGCAUGUCGGCAACUGGGCCACACCACAACUGGUUAUCCAUAAUGAGCUCGAUUAUCGUCUGCCAAUCUCGGAGGGUUUGGCUAUGUUCAACGUCCUUCAAGCUCGCGGCGUGCCUAGCAAGUUUGUUAUGUUUCCUGAUGAGCAUCAUUGGGUACUCAAGCCAGAGAACUCCUUGGUUUGGCAUAGAGAGGUGCUAGACUGGAUCAAUAAGUACAGCGGAAUCUCUGAGCAGAAAUAGGCAUUUGUCACUUUUCUUUGGGAUAUCCCCGCAUCGAAUUCGCAGGAGUAUGACAAGUUUGUAAAACAUGUGAAGCUUUUGGAGAGGCCUUUGUUUUGCUUCUUGAUUGUCUAUAACUUGCGUUUGGUACAUUGCAUAACUGGUGGGACGUUUUCUUCCUUCUUCAUUUAAUAGCAUAUAGUCGAAGCUAUAGCCCAAACGCUAUUCUUAAAUAAAUCAUUCAAUCCAGGUAGUUUGCUU
Molecule: messenger RNA, 2453 nt
Organism: Trichoderma asperellum CBS 433.97
Lineage: Eukaryota; Fungi; Ascomycota; Sordariomycetes; Hypocreales; Hypocreaceae
Biological process (GO): proteolysis
Molecular function (GO): serine-type endopeptidase activity
Source: RefSeq, a predicted model, not a curated record